UCGCUCUUCGAAGAGCAGCGGCUCCGCUAGUGUUAGACAGAGCACUUCAUCCUAUGAUAGCGACAUGAUCACCGAUUCUGGCCAACGCUUGAGGUCCAAUGUCACCAUAGCCGCGUUUCAAAGACCAAAUGGUAGCAGACCAACGACUCCUGCAGCCCCCAAUCUGCAGAAGAAGGACAAAGGGAAGGAACGUCAAUCGAAAUCACAUGGAUCUACAGAUGCGUCUUUCUCAGGGCCUAUAGCAGUUGCAGAGUUUGAACGGAUGAGGAUUGAGAUUGAGACAUUGAAAAGCACAUUGAACGACCAUAAGAAGAAUGCUAGGAAACAAGCUAAGAAAAUUGAUGAACUCAAAGCCGAAAUUGUCACAGACAAGAGACGAACAGGAAGCACAACUUCAAUUAUUGAAAUCCAAGCAUUCUCGUAAUGAAGAACUGCUGAAUACGUUCGAAACAACUCUCACAUGUAAUAUUUGCAUGGAACUUUUGAACAAACCCUUCUCAUUAUCCCCCUGCGGUCAUACGUUCUGCCUGCAGGACCUUCAAGAGUGGUUUAGGAAAGCUCCUCCAGCGGACGAAGAUAUGGAUCUUGACAUAGAUGAUCCCGACUAUGUCAUGUAUCGCCAGAAAUCAUGCCCUGCCUGUCGUGCUGUUGUUCUAGGUCGACCUCUGCCAGUCUACCCUGUUCGGGAUCUUAUAAGUGCUUUGCAAAAGGCUAAGGUUUCCGGAAAUGCUGCUGCUACUGUCUCUACCCGUCGUAGCAGUAGCCCAUACGUUUCAGAAGAUCCCUGGGAAGGACUCUUCCCCGAUAACGACGAGGACGAGGAAGACGAAGAAGAGGAUGGACUAGAGGUAGGAGCCAUGCCGUUUGGCUUCUUGUACAGCGAAUCCGAUUCAGAGAUGGAAAUGCACGACGAUGACAGUGAAUACGAUAGUAAUGGCGAGCCUGAGGAAGAGGAAGAUAACAGCGCCAUAGAUGAAGAGGAAGAGGGUGAGAGUGGUGAAGACGUAGAAGGAGAAGGUUAUAGUGAGGGGGACGAGGACUACUAUGUCUCGCCUCAAUGGGAGCCGCCCUGCUACCCGUACCCAGGAAAUGUCGCUCCUGGCCCUCAAUCCCAAUUAGUCCGGCGCGGCUGUCCACCUUGGUUAUCCUCUACUUACCGAAUACGAUACUCUCAUAACAAUGGCCUGGUCGGGCAUCUUAAUUCUUUGGACCCAGACGACGUGGGAGCUCCUCCACGUGGACCUACUAGCCGCAUGCACCGACUGUUCCUCGGGUGGAAUAUACGCAACAUAGACGACCAGUCAUCGGAACUCAGCCAAAGAUUUUUCAUGGCUCAGAUACUAGAAGAUUUUAGGAACGAGCCUUACAAGUUUUCCAUUCAUCAACGGGCCAAUGGUUGCUUGGAUGUUCGUGUCCUAGUACCAGCUGAUGAAGUAACCCAAUAUUACAGUACGGAGUCGGAGGGUUGGGAUUAAUAGCAGAGUACACCGUCGCUCGUAUAUCGUUCAGGAAUAAUUGAAUAUACCGUCUUUCGACGUUUGGAAGGCAACUAGGUGGCAAUCGGUUGAACAAAAUCAGACAUUUGUAUUACAGAUAGAUGUAUGCUACUUCCUAUUUCUUACAGGUCUUCGUCUUAAGUUCGCAUAUACUCUCUCGAAGUGUGA
This is a messenger RNA of Lentinula edodes (shiitake mushroom), 1664 nucleotides long. RefSeq lists its product as uncharacterized. The record is from RefSeq and is a predicted model, not a curated record. The transcript is spliced from 4 exons. The coding region runs from base 315 to 1475 and encodes 386 amino acids. NCBI's taxonomy places the organism in Eukaryota, Fungi, Basidiomycota, Agaricomycetes, Agaricales, Omphalotaceae.